Messenger RNA from Gongylonema pulchrum, 408 nucleotides. Lineage: Eukaryota; Metazoa; Nematoda; Chromadorea; Rhabditida; Gongylonematidae. The record is from the annotation of a GenBank genome assembly.
AUGUGGACAAGUGUGCUCAAGUGUGUGUUGGCGACUGCACUGCUGAUGGUCGUUGUUGUCGACGGUGAUGAUAAGAAGACAGCUCGGCUGCAAAUUGGCGUGAAGAAGCGUGUGGACAACUGCCAGCUCAGAUCCAGGAAAGGAGAUUCCCUCAGUGUUCAUUACGUGGGCACACUUGAAGAUGGCACGGAGUUCGACAGCAGCCGAUCGCGCAACAAGGAGUUCACAUUCACCCUCGGCAUGGGACAGGUUAUCAAGGGCUGGGAGCAAGGUUUGCUGAAUAUGUGUGAAGGGGAACAACGCCGUCUCACGAUUCCGUCUGAUCUUGCAUAUGGCAAAUCGGGCUCGCCACCUAAAAUUCCACGUAAGUGCGUUAAACAUUCUUUUCACAUUCAGAACCUAUUAUAA